AUGAAGGUUGAGCCGGGAGAUCCUGUAAUCCUUUUCUCAGGACCUAAUAAUAUUUAUUUGACACAAAUUCCAAAAGAAGACCAUAAAAUACCCAAUAAACAAUCAGAAGCUAAUAUAAAAAAUAAAAGAUUAAUACAUAACAAAAAAGGAAUCUUCGAUCUAGCCUCUUGUAUAGGGAAAUUUUAUGGACAAAAAUAUAGAGCUGAUAUAUCAUUGAUAAUAUUAUUACUUGAUUUAAUUCCUGGGAAACGUGUACUUGAAUGCGGAACUGGUUCUGGUUCUUUAAGCUAUGCUUUGGCUUCUGCAGUUUCCCCUAAUGGACAUGUUUUUACUUUUGAUUUUCAUCAACAACGAAUUCAAUAUUCAUUGGAUUUAUUUGAAAAAACGAAAAUUUCUGAUAUGAUAACUGUAACUGAAGCUGAUGCUUAUUCUGAUAAAGCGUUUUUGGUCAGUGGUUCCACACAUUCAAUUACUGAACAUUCAAUUGAUUCUGUUUUUUUAGACGUUCCAUCACCUUGGAAUUGUAUAAAUAACGUUACACAUGUUAUUAAGGUACGUUACGGUGCUUGCUCCAACUGUACUAGUCUGACUACUAGUAACAUUAUCCUUAGUACUAGUAUUAGUAUCUUUAUUACUAGUAUCCUUAGUACUCUUACUAUCCUCAUUAUUAAUAUCCUUAGUGUUAUUCUUCUGUCAUCCGGUUCAGUUAUUCGGACAUUCGAAGUUUUAACUAAACCCUGGGGAAUCAGUUUCUCCAACCCUGACGACACAGAUUCAGAUGAUGAAGGUUCUGAUCUCACGAGUAUACACAUGAUUAACAAAGACGUUAAUGACAGUGGUGAAAUUUUGGGAAAAUAUGUGAAUUAUCAAUUACCACAGUUUAAUCAUACAGGAUACAUCACAGUAGCAACAUCUAACAUAUACUAA
Molecule: messenger RNA, 927 nt
Organism: Theileria annulata
Lineage: Eukaryota; Apicomplexa; Aconoidasida; Piroplasmida; Theileriidae
Exons: 5
Coding region: 1-927 (308 amino acids)
Biological process (GO): tRNA methylation
Cellular component (GO): tRNA (m1A) methyltransferase complex; nucleus
Source: RefSeq, a predicted model, not a curated record